Molecule: messenger RNA, 960 nt
Organism: Papaver somniferum (opium poppy)
Lineage: Eukaryota; Viridiplantae; Streptophyta; Magnoliopsida; Ranunculales; Papaveraceae
Product: F-box protein At5g07610-like
Exons: 1
Coding region: 1-960 (319 amino acids)
Molecular function (GO): protein binding
Source: RefSeq, a predicted model, not a curated record
AUGCGCCGUAGAAAAGGUAAGACUCCUUCAUCAACAUCUGCAUCUUUUGUAUGUAGCAACGUAGAUCUACUAUCAAAGAUUUUACUAUGUCUACCAAUAAAAUCUAUCAUCGCAUUGAAGUUGGUAUCAAAACAAUGGGAUUCGGUAAUCUCAGAUUCUAGUUUUCAAAAAACAAUUGAAAAGAAGUGUCAGCUUUCGCAUUCUGGAUUGUUUAUGCCCAAAUCAUUGUGUUCAAAGUAUAGAUUAAUAGAAUUUGAAUACAACUUGGUUAGCAAAGAUGCUACUAGUUGUGUCCCUUUCAGAACUUUGGCUUUUGGUAAAAAUAAAGAAGGUGUAAGAAUUGAACAAUCUUGCAACGGCCUUCUUCUAUGCAGUAGCAAGACGUCGUCGACUUGGGGUCGUGUGUACUACGUUUACAAUCCAUACACAGAACAGUAUAAACUGAUACCUCGCAGACGUGGUUUUUGUGUGCUUGCUUCAGUUAGUUUAGCUUUCGAUCCAUCGAAAUCACCUUAUUACAAAGUUGUAAGUUUAUGGCAAAGGCAACUUGGCCGACGAAUUGAAAUUUACUCUUCCCAGACUUCUUCUUUGAAAAAUUGUGGAGAAAAAUUUGAAGUACAGGGUCGUGUGUCAUCUAGCCCCGGUGUCUACUGGAAUGGUUCUCUGAACUGGAUGACCGAUCGGGGGAUUUUAGCUUGUUUUGAUAUAGACGUAGAAGUAAUCAAGCAUCUUACAGUAAUGCCAUAUCUAAUUGAUGGAGAAAGAAAAAGAGUCUGUUACUUUGAUGCUUGCAGGGGUCACCUGCAGAUAAUUGUACGAGAUAACACGGGUGUAGGUAGCCGUUUUGAUGUCCUGGAGGUGGAGAAUGCGCACACAGGGUGGAAUCUAAAAUAUCGUAUUGAUUUGGAAUCGAGAUUAAAAGUCUCAUACCCUGGCCUGAGCUGGUUCGAGACGGCCUAA